Molecule: messenger RNA, 750 nt
Organism: Camellia sinensis
Lineage: Eukaryota; Viridiplantae; Streptophyta; Magnoliopsida; Ericales; Theaceae
Source: RefSeq, a predicted model, not a curated record
AUGGUUCGUCCAAGGCCUGUCGUCCAAUAUCUUCUCGCCGACCUUCCAACUGACGCCGAAGCCGCACCAACGCAAUCAAUGCUUCCACCCAAACCGAAGAAGGUAAAAAAAGCUCAGCCUAAGGCCAAGGCUACAGAUGCCGAGGCUGAGGAUGCUCUGCCGAUUUCGAAGCUAGCUGAAAGCAAAAAAUCAGCCUCUACUUCAACCAAAAGGUCUGCUGAGGGCCAACCCUCAGGGUCUACACAAACAAAGAGGCCAAGGUCAUCGUCUGCGACGACCUCGGCUUCGAAGAAGCCCGACGUCCCCUGGGCCCCUGAUCUAUCCCUGGAGGAUAGGCCCAUCAUGGCUAGUGAAAGUGCUGACGACAUUAAUGUUGCUGUCGCCCUUAGCACUGCUCUUCUUCUACCAAAUGACUUGGAGCGAAAUAGCAAGCUUAGUGAGUAUGAAAAUUAUGCUCUUAUGCUCCAACAUUCUGCUCAAGCCAUUCAACAUGCCCACUCAUUUGCCAUGCAAUCCUUUGAAAAUCGUCAAAGGUUGGUUGAUAUGAAAAGGGAAGCAUCUUCUAUGAAGAGAGAGAUCAAGUCUCUUGAAGCAAAAAUGAAAAAGUUGGAGGAUCAAGCCGAGGCUGCAACCAAAGUUCAAACUUUAGCUCUUGAGAAAGCCGAAGCUGCUGAGGCCAUUAGAAAAGUUGCCGAGGCCGAGAAAAGAGAGGCCGAGGUUCAGAAGGCCCAAGCGGAGAAAGAACUUUAG